Lecanosticta acicola is the source of this 38956-nucleotide messenger RNA. The record is from the annotation of a GenBank genome assembly. Lineage: Eukaryota; Fungi; Ascomycota; Dothideomycetes; Mycosphaerellales; Mycosphaerellaceae.
AUGUAUCGAAACCAGUCUCGCGGCGGCAGAGGAAUCCAUGACCGGCGGGGCGUUGCUCUGGGUGCGAGACCUCGUUACCAACGCGAAGACGAAGCACGAAAGGCAUCCUCUCCGACUUUGGCUGCACUUCUCGAGACUUUGACUAAGAAGUCGUUGUUCGCAGCUAUAACAUCUGAAACAGAGCCUCCGAGAAUCACGGGUUGUGAAUAUCUGGCCUCGUUCAACUGGUUAGACACCCCAGACCCAACCAUCGUCGUGCCAGGUCAGUAGUGUUUCAUGCAAUAAAUUCUCGACGUACUGAAUGCUAAUGCCAGAAAAGGCUUGCCGGCGAAGUGGCAACCUUUACCAGAGCCAAGAAAGCUCCAAGAAGACGCUGGAGAAUAUUUCCGGGACGUCAAUUCCGCACAUUACGCAAAGCAUCCAGUUGAGCCAGCCAUGAGAGCAUUGCUGGCACAGAGUCCAAGCAUCGUCAAUGAGAACAUCGAUAUCUUCGCGUGUGGGAGCACAAUCGGCAACCUUUUGAGAUUUGUUCGCAAUAUCGAUAAGCCCUUCAGAUUCGUGGUAGAACUCAUUGGAGAUACGGUAUUCUUUUUGCGGCGGGAGAACAGCCCCACAGAGAAGAUGCAGGGCGUGAGGGGAUAUGGCCACACAUUUCCGGCAAGCUACACUUCAUGGGACGAGAGCGUCAAAGCCUCAGAUUCGCACCAGCGCAUGAUACGCUACGAAUUUGCGGGAAUCCACGUCGUUGUGCGUUAUGAAGGCGAUGGAUACCUGCCCAAUCGAGUGGAUCGAGUUAUCGAUGGAAAAGGUCUGCGUUUCUCUCCGUCGCCGGAUCUCGUCGUCAAAGAAGCGGGCGGAGUAAUCCCUCAGAAGGCAAUGUUUGAUUUGAAGACGCGGUGGAUUGGAAAACGAGAGGACGUCCUGGCAGGCGAGAUGGACAGACUCUGGGCACGACAGAUUCCCAACUUUGUUCUCGCCUACCAUGCGGGAGGUGUCUUUACCGACAUCAGAGUGCAGAGCAUAGAGCAAGACUUGCAAGCCUGGGAACAAGAACACGAGCCCGAGCUUCGGGAGCUCGCAAGCGUUCUGGCCAUGAUUAUCGAACAUGCAAAAGCCGCCCCAGAGAAAAGAUUCGAGGUCUGUUAUCGAAGUGUUGGCACUCUUGAGUUUCGGGAGGUGGAAGGAAAUUUUGCCACAGCGUUGCCAGACGACUUGCAUGAUAUUUGGGCCAGUCGAGAGGAUGAUUCAAACAGCGAGGGAGUCGAUUCCGAGGACUAUGCUCACUCCGAUGCAGAAGGAGGAGUCGAUGUCGUUUCUGGUGAGGAGUCCGAAGAAGACUUUACCGCCUGUUCGGAAAGAUGUGGGUACUGUGGACGAUGCAGGACCUGAGGCUGCAUCGCGAUUCAUCCAUGGAUAAGAGACUUGCAAAGGAUUCCAUGUUCUUGAGGGAUGUAGAGGGUGAGGGACGAUGGAUCGAGUGACUGUAUCAAUAAUGUUGGAGCCAGGCGUCCGCGGCGUCAUCAGAAUUGAACGCCAUUAUGAACGUACGACAACAAAGGCAAGGUGGAAGGUAUGGUAUGUGGGCAGAAAAUAUGAAAGGAUAAGGUAGAGGCCAUGUAAGUAACUAACGACUCAACCUGUCCUUCCGAACUUAGUAAGCGUCCAGUUGUUGCAUGGGGUCAAUGUUGCCUCAGGUUGUAGCAAUUGCUUGGCGUCUGCAACGGCCGACUUUGCUAGUCAUAAAUUAAUUUUAUACAUACUACGUUAAUUGAUAAUUCGGUCGUGAUAGGAAAUUUUACUAGCUUAGUAGUAACGGAGCUCCGGAUGUGCCCUAAACGACAAACACUUAAGUACCGGAAUAUCGGCGUAUCGGGGUAUCUAGAUUUUAUAAAGUAAUACUUAGUAUACGAAUCUCCUAGUACUCUAUAUAGUAAAUUCUAUUACGCGGAUAUAUCCGUAGUAAUCUACGUAAAGGCGGAGCUUACUAUUCCUACCUAGCUAGUACUAGGCCGGAUCUAGAGAAUUACGAGCGCCUUUCUAAGAUAUACUUUUAGAAUAGGGAUAUCCGCGUUAGUAGGUCGCUAGUACGCUAUCUUUAAAGACAUCUCGGUCUAGAAGGACGGCUAUAUUAAGGGCCUUAAGAUACUAUAGUAGUAUUUACGCGGGCUACGUACGCGUACGUAGCCGGGUCGUAUACGUAGUCGGGUCGUAUACGUAGUCGGGUCGCGUACGUAAGGUAGCCGGGCUAGGUCCUCCUCGACGUCGCCGACGCUAAUAUUCUACGGGUAUACCCGCGUGAUAAUAAAUACCCUAAAGAGUACUAAGAUAUUCGCGUACUAAGCUAAAAUUUCGAUUCCCCGAUACGCUAAUAUUCCGUUGCUUAAGUGUUUGUCGUUUAAGGCACAUCCGGAGCUCCUUAGUAGUACAACUAGCUUACUAGUGCUUUACGUUGCUACUUCAGCUUCCACUAUAGCAUUACCAAUACCUGGGGGCGUCCAGAUCUUCAUUAAUCUCAGCCUAGCGCCUUCGAGCAACUUCUGCCACUGGUCUCGGCUGCGUUGAAUGCCGUUAUGCGAGAAUAGCAUCAGCAAAUCAAGGGCGCUCUCCUGCAAUGAAACAUUCGUGUCUGGCAUGACAACCCCCGACACGAUAAGCUUGCUGUAUCCAGGCGUCAUGGCAUCCUUCAAGUUCUCUAGAAUCUUGGGGCAGAGGUCGUCAUUCCAGUUGUGCAGGAUAUUCCCCAAGCCAUAAGCACGGGCGCCUUUGACUGGCUGAGCCUGGAAGAAAUCAUGUCCCAACCUCUCAAUCCGAGGUGAUAGUACAACUCCGGGGGUGUUGUCAAUGUCUGCGAUGACCUGCGGCACGUCCAGUAACAAGAAUUUGCCUUGCGCGUUGGGGUACUUGUCCAGCACUUCUUGGAGAUGGUGGCCUUUACCUCCUCCGACAUCGACAUAUUCAUACUGAGAACCACUCUUGCUGGAGUCGAAACCAUUCAGAAAAGCCUGGUCAUACGGAAACCAAGAUAGCGGCAUCACGGCUUCGCGCGAGCCAAAAUAGCCUUGCAUGAAGGUGUUGAAGUUUUCCAUUACACCCGCCUCUCUCGACCAGUAUGUGUAACAAUCGUCUUCAGUGCUGUACACAUACUGGACCAGUCCUUCAGACUGGGUCUUGGGCGUCUGGAAACCGUUUCUGCGGAAGAACGUUGGAGCAUGUCUAAUCACGUCCAAUUGCUGGUCGAAGCUGCAAUGCAAAUUAGAGUCGCACCGCUGAUGCUGCUGCGCACGCACUUACUGGUACUUCAAUCCGGCCCUGGCACAUGGCACAAUGGCCUGACGACCGACUGCUGUGAUUGCGAAUCCUCUGCGGCCGUCAGCCGUGCUCGCAUCGGCCAGAAAGCCGGUUCCAACGAGCGACCUCGCGAUGCGAAGGACAAGCUGCGGGUCGGCUGUGCUUGACGCUAACAGUGCUGUUACUGGGAGUGGCCUCCCGGCCUCAGCAAGCUUCUCGAAGAUGCCCAUCUCCAGAGCAAUUCGCACACUCGUGUCAUGAUAGCUUGCAGUAGCCAUAUCUGCAACCAUCUCGUCUGGAAGCUUCAGGGCCGCUACCAGAUCCUGGGCCGCUUUGAGCAGCUUACGUCGAGCUUCGAUAUCUUCUGUGAUACCAGCAUUGCUAGUAGUAGCCGCACUUUGGACGCCUUCGACCAGGGAAGUAAUGUCUGUCAUCUUUCGCUCUAAGCGGUGUGAAUUUCAGACUGUAGAAAAUAAGAAGUGGACCAAUCUAGAUACCGUAUAGAGUCCGUCGAUAUAUGGAUUAUACUAUACUAUAGUACUAAAAAGCGAGAUAAUAGAAGGAGUGUCUCUAAUAAACUAUUAAAGUACUUUAAGAGAAAUAGCUAUGUUUUCACGUUAGACUAGAGUUUAAACUUUAAAGGUACGAGUUUCGUCGAACUUCAAUUCGUAUUAGGGCUUUUUUCAGCUUCAGUCGGAACUUCCACUAAGCCGCGCUUUUACAUGACCAUGUCUCCAGGAAACAGUCACGCGGAGAAGUAAACACGAAAUCUGGCAAAAUCUGGUUCCACUCAUCGGAGACCGAAAAGGAUCCCGCCGCGAUGCCCUGCAAAAGUCCUCGCACGAAAUAACACGCCAUUUGGUCGGCCUCUUUGCUUGAAAAGUCCCGGCCGUCAGCACGUGGAAACCAUGAAGUGGUGAUUUGACCAGCUUCUAGGUCGUCCAAGCUGACUUCUUCCACAGCAAGAGGUGAGCCUAUGCGAUGGGUCAGCCAAGAGCUUUCAUACUCGUGCUCCGCCGCCGACCUACCUCGCACCGCUUCAGCAAUUGCCAAAAUCUCGCGGAUGGACAUUUCGGCACCCCGGAUGCCACCAACUUCAGGCCAUUCUCCUUCGUAGUCAAUAGCCUUGACAACGACCUUCGCGAGAUCCGUGGCUGUAGUGAAGGUGAGGUGGUCAUCCAGCCCAUCUUUGCGGACCAGGACUCUUCUGUGCUCUAGAUCAAAGGGGUUUGGGAAGGCACGGAAGUGCUUGGCCGAGUGGUUUGGGAAAACCAAGUAGUCGGUGAAGAGCCCUGGUUGGAACAGACAGUAUUCGAGGACCUGGACAGGUGCGGAAGGCGUCAGAAUCCGAGUUCAUAGUCAAGAAAGUGCGUGGGCUAUACAGACCUUGUGCUGAGAAUUGACUUGACGCAGGCACUGGCGGAUCUCUGCUUUCCCGGCGUAGAAUGGCAGAUGUUCUAGAGUAGAUCUAUGGUAGUAUUAGAUGUCGUGCAGAUUUCGUAGGACGAGAUGGACAUACGAGACCCAUUCACUAGGCGCAAAUCGUUUUACUUUGGAUCGCACUGCGGCAUCAAUGAGAUUCUUCUGAGCCUGAUUGUUGUUGUCCGUCAUGCUAGUAAUAAAGCAAAGCACAACAUCAACUCCGUUGAGAGCCGCAUCGAGCUGUUCAUGGUCGCUGUAAUCGACGACGAAGUUGAGCGUGGUCUCGUAGACGGGUUCCUCAGGGAUAGCCUGGCGCACGAUGUAAGAGAGGUAGAACACCUGUGUUAGGGGCAGAUCGACACGGCAUUUCGGACGAUGCAGCAGGGAAAGCAUCGGGGCAAGAUUGUUCUUUCGUUCCAGGAGGAAUCGACAGCACCAGUCUACUGUCGCGCCCGAGACGGAUUCGAGCUGGAUCCCCGCGGAACAUACCUCUUCGUUGGCGGGCUGGGUGGUCUCGGCCGCAGUCUUGCCAAAGAGUUUGUGGCAUGCGGUGCUCGCAACAUUGCUUUCAUCUCCCGCUCGGGCGACAGUGCUCCCCAGGCCAGGGCGAUUCUGGACGAACUCGAUGCCCUGGGAGCGCAAGCAAAAGCGUACCGCGCCGACGUGUCGGACCAGAAGUCCUUUGCGGCCGCAAUGGACCGAUGCCAGACGGAGCUGCCUCCAGUUCGCGGCGUGAUACAGAUGGCCAUGGUCCUCCGCGACGUCGUCUUCGAAAAGAUGUCCUACGCCGAGUGGGUGGUUCCAUUGCAGCCCAAAGUGGCAGGAACUUGGAAUCUCCAUGAAUACUUCAACGACGAGCGGCCGUUGGACUUUAUGGUCAUCUGCUCUUCGAGUUCGGGCAUUUACGGGUAUCCGAGCCAGGCUCAAUAUGCUGCGGGCAACACCUACCAGGAUGCGGUCGCUCGCUAUCGUCGCUCGCGUGGUCUCAAGGCCAUCUCGGUCAAUCUCGGCAUCAUGCGCGACGUCGGGGUGUUGGCCGAGCAAGGAACCACAGGCAACAUCGAGCUCUGGGAAAACGUGCUCGGCAUCCGCGAACCAGCCUUCCACGCGCUCAUCAAGAGCUUGAUCACACAACAGCUGCAAGAAGGAGCUGACUAUCCAUUCCAAGUGUGUACGGGUCUUGGAACCGUGGACCUCAUGACCACUCAUCAAUUGUCGCCACCCGAGUACUUUCACGAUCCGCGGUUCGCCCCUCUGGCUGUCAAGAGUGUCAACACGAGCUUGAGUAGUGACGCUUCCCCAUCCACAGGCUCCUUUGCGUCGCGGUUGGCACAAGCCAUAUCCCGGGAUGAAGCCGUUGGAAUCGCGACAAACGCAUUGGUGCAGAAGACAGCUGAAAUUUUGCAAGUCCCAUCGUCUGAGAUUGACCCGUCCCGUCCUUUGUAUCGGUACGGCGUCGAUUCUCUCGUUGCCCUAGAGGUGCGGAACUGGAUUACCCGCGAUCUGAAAGCGAAUAUGGCUCUCUUAGAGAUACUAGCAGCAGUGCCGAUCGAGGACUUCGCGGCGAGGAUCGUGGAGAAAAGUAAACUUCUCUCGCUAUAAAAUCUGUCUAGACAAGAUGUUAUGUUAUGUUAUGUUAUGUUGUUCAAUCCAGCUAUACACAAAUCUAAUGUCCGCAUAAACUGUCCCUAAGCGUUAAACUCAUAUCUAUACUCUCGUUUACUACCUUAAGUUAAACUGUCCUCUUAAUCUAUUUUAAUACGAAGUAUAAUCGGGAUAGCUACUCUAUAAGAGUACUAUUAACUAAGCGAAACCUAGACCUAAGUAGUAAAUCUACCGGUACUCUUUAAAAAGGUAAUCGUAGCUUAUAUACUAGUAAUACCUAUAACUAGCUACUAUUUGUCUCUAUUAAUAGUAAUUGUUAUAAAAUAGUAGCUUAGGAGGAAAGUAGGAGUAGGCCUAGUAGUAAGCUAAGUGGUCACGUGACUAGGUCACGUGACACGCCAAGCUUAGUGAUAGUAGCUAGAAGGGGGAGAGCGGGCUUCUCUCUCUCUCACCUACUACCUUUAUACUAGACUAUCUUAGAUACCUCUAUAUAAAUUAGGUCCUUCUUCUUCGAUUAUUAAGUCCUUACUUCCGCUACAAACUACGUUACAUAUCCUAUUCUUAAUAGGUUAUAAGCCCGGGUUUGUAAGACAGGUCUUAAAUUAAGUAAGAAGUACAAGUUAUUCCUUACCUUAUAAGACCUUACGGGAGGCAGAAAAGGAAGGCCGACUAGAGGCUCGCUACCGUAGUGCACCUAGAAGACAUAGCUCUUACUAUAAGUGUAUAUAAGUCGUGAAAGUAGCCUAGUAAGAGAGUAACCGGUCUACUCUUAAUACCCUAUAACGGUCUUAGGAAGAGUCUAUCUAGACUACUACAAAUUCGAACCCCUCUAUAUGUCUAGGAGGCAUACACCUAUAAGAAUCCGCCCCUCCCGCCGACAUCCGGCACUUCUUUAUAUAUUAUCUAACACAUACUUUUUCACUAACAACUGUUUUACUAUAAAGCUAUAGUAUCUACUUAUUAAAGAAAAGCAUAGAGUUAGAUUCUAGGUCUUUUAGAAAGAGGAGGGCAGUACCUCUAUUAUUAAAAGAAAAUUAGAGAACAUAGUUUAGUCUUUAGGAGGACAACCUUAAAGGGAAGAAUAUGUUUUAGGUUAUUUUAAUUAGUUUAGCUUUAAUAGAGACCCUAGUAUUAACACUAGAGGAAAUCCCUUUACCUAGUUUAAGAUAUUUAGUUCACUUACUAGAGUAGUCUCAGGCUAAUACAAAAGCAAGAUAUAAACUAGUUAUCUACCUAUUAGAAGAUAACUAGGAUAAGGUAAUUAAUAAGAAGAGGGCUAAAGCUGUCUAGGACAAAAUAAAGGCCAAAUACUAUAAAGUAUACAUUAUAUAUGCGAUGUCCCUAGUUAAGGAGUAUAUUAUAUUUAGGAUAUUAGAAGAAUAGAUAAUUAGAAAGGCCUAGGUACACCUUAGCAAUCUUAGGAGAAGGAUUACUAAAGUAGAUAAGAGGGAGUCCUACUAUAAGAGUACAGAAAGGAGGAUAAAACAUCUUCUUACUAGUCUGCUACCUAUAUACUAGAGUAUAGUAGACACUAUUUAUGCCUAGACUAGGAUAACACCUAAAGAGGCGCUUUACCUCUUAGAGUUAUAUAAGGCUAGGCUCUAAAGACAAGAAACUACAAUAUUUGCUAGGCAAAAGGGAGGACUUACUUACUAUCUCUAUAAGAAGUAGCACUUAAUUAAAGACUGUCCCUACCUCUAGUAGGCAAAGCAGUCUCUUAAAGGAAAAGAGAGGGGUAGGUCCCCUCUAAGGAAGAACAGAUUACUAUUAAGGAUAAGCCUAUCUAAUCUCUAAAAGGAGAUAAGAUCGUUAAAAUCCUUAGUAGAGAAGUCUCUAACCUAGAAGAAGUCUAGUUAGAGAGCUAAGAAACCUUAGAGAGCUUAUGCCUCCUAAGAGACUAAGGACUCUAUAGCUAAGUCAGAAUCCCUAUCUAAUAAUAAGGAAACUAAUAAGGUUGCCUACUCUAUAGUAGAAGUAAAGGGCAAGUACCUAUCUAAAUAGUUGCUUAACUCCUAUGUAUUAUCCUAUAUAACUGACUAACCUUCUCUCUUUAGAACUAUAAAGCCUCUUUAGAGGCCUAGAUAGAUUAAGGUUAGUAGUGGCUUUAUAAAAGCUACCUAUAUAGGAGAAGUAGAGAUAGGAGGGGACCUUAGGAAACAAAUUGUUCUAAGAGAUGUUCUUCUUAUUCCUAGUCUUAGUAUUAGUCUUGUUUCAUAGAACUAGUUCAGCUAAUAGUUUGCUGUCUAACUACCUAGUUUCACCCUUAGAUCUAUGUCUAGUAAACUAGUUGUCUAGACCAAAAUUUAUAGAGGUGUACCCUUUAUUUUAUCUCUGUUAGAUAACCUAUAGGCUAUAUUAGUAAUAGAUGUAAUAGAGGAACACACAUAUGCCUUGCUUUUAGCUAAGGAAUAGGCUUAGUAGGAGUUAUAGCAUAGGAGAUUUGCAUACCUUAGAAGUGGCAGCUUAAGAAGCUUGCAUAAGGUUACUAUAUUAAAUUCUCCUAUUCUAGUACUAAGUAAAAAGCACCUAUAUAAGGUGUGCUUACUUGCAAACAAACGAAAAUAUAAGGGUCCUAUUACUAAAAGGAAAGGUAAAAGACUAGCCCUUAUAUCUAUUAAUAUCUGUAGGCCUUUUAAUAGUACUGUCUUAAGGCUUAGUUUCAAGUACUAGCUAGAAGUAGUAGACAACUUCUCUAGGAAGAAGUGGAUCUCCCCCUAAAAGCUAGGACAGAUACUCUAACAGUACUAGAGGAAUAGAAAAAGAAAGUAGAGAGGCAAUUAGGCUGCUUUCUAAAUUUAAUUAGGAGUAAUAGUAUAAGGGAACUCCUUACUAUUUUUAAGUAGUAGGAGAAGAAUUUUGGCAUUUAGGUUAAUAUAACUAAUGCCUAUAACUCUCUCCAAAAUAGUAUAGUAGAAAGGUUAAUCUAGACCUCUAAGUAGACAGUGCGUACAAUACUCUAGGAUUUAGGCAUGCCUAUAGAGUUCUAGCUAGAAGUACUGCUUACUUAGGUAGAGAUAAGGAACAAGCUCCUAAAUAGUCCUCUAAUUAAUAGAAUUCAAGUGUCACCUAAUAAAGCAUUUAUAGGUAAGAUCCUAUUAGUUAACUAUUUUAGAGUUUAGGGAUGCAAAGUAGUAGUCUAUAUAGAUCUAAGGUCCUAGCCUUAAGGUCUAAGAAGAGACAAAUUAAUAAACAGGGGGAAAGAGGUUGUCUUUAUAGGUUAUAUAGAUAGAACUAUAAAGUAAUAGUUGUUUUGGGAGCCUAAUAUAAAGGCUAUUAAAGCUUACUCCUAGGUAGAUUUCUUUAAAGAAGAAAAGGGAGAGGAUAUAGAUUUAGGCAUUUUAACUUUAAACUAAUCUAGUAAAGCCCCCUAGAGGAAUCCAGUUAGGAGACUAAAACAACUAGUACCUCCUACCUUGUUAUUAGGGCUAAUAGAUUAGCUACCACCUAGAAAAUUGUUUAUGCAGCUCCCUCUACCCCUAUUAGAUAGUAGGGAGUACUAGAAGAUAGAUCUAGAGGGGACUUAAGAAAAUUUGGAGAAGGAACCUAAGGCUAUACCUUAGGAGUUAUCUAAAAUUCCACCUUAGGGAGAAUCUAUAGGAUUAGCUAACCUAGAUACUAGCUAUUAGGGACCUACCCUAAGGAGCUAAGCUUAGAAAAGGAGAAGGGAUCUAGAUAAUAAAGGAGACUAGAGUAUAAAGUACUAUAGGUCAUUUAUCUCUAUAAUGUUCUAUCUAGAUCUAAGUAUAAGCUAGGCUAAGGAAUUUUUAAAUAAUAUAGAGGAGCAUGUAUUUGCUAUAGUGGGCCUAACUAUUGCUAUAUAGUAGUAAGUGCCAAUCCCAAAAAUAUAUAGGGAAGCUAUAUCUAACCCUACCUAGGGUUAUAUAUAGAGAGAAGCAAUCUAAAAGGAGCUUUAGGCUUUAGAGAUAAACAACACUUAGGAGCCAGCUAUGCUACUAUAGGGUGCCAACCUAGUCACUUCUAAGUAGGUCUUUAAUAUAAAAAGAAUAAUUAGUAGAGCUAUUAAAAAGUUUAAAGCAAGACUAGUUAUAAGAGGGUUUUUAUAGAAGUUUAGUAUUGACUUUAUAGACACCUUUACACCUACAGUUAGGCAUAAUAUACUAAGAGUGUUUAUAGUAGCUAUAUAUAAGAAGGAUCUAGAACUACACUAGAUUAAUAUAAACAAUGCAUUUACUAAAAGCACCCUCUUAGAAGACAUCUAUAUAAUCCUACCCCUAGGUGUUAAGAUUCCUCUAAAUAUAGUCCUAAAGAUUCUAAGGAGCCUAUAUAGACUAAAGUAGGCAGCUAGAGAUUGGAACAAACUCUAUAUUGCUAAGCUAGAGCAGAUUAGGUUCAUAUAGUUAGAAGUAGACCUAUGCCUUCUUAUCUAUAGGGGGAGGAACAUAAUAGUCCUUACCUAUAUAGAUAACAUCCCUAUUAUAGCUCUAAAGCUAUUAGAUAUUCUCUAGUUUAAGGGAGAGUUUAGAAAGGUCUUUAGAAUCAAAGACCUUAGGGAACCUAAAAAGAUCCUUAGUAUAAAAAUUAUAAGGGACAGAGUAUAGAGUACUCUAAAACUUAACUAAGGACAUUUUAUCUAAACAAACCUUACUAAGAUAAGCAUAACUAAAGAUAAGGCCUAUAUUAUAUACUUACCUCUAGACAGCUAUAAGAGCCUAAAACCUUUAGGCCUCUAGGAUAAGAGGUGUAACAAAUAGGAGUACUAGAGUUACACUAGUACCUAGAUAUAGCUAAUAAUAAUAAUAAGGCUAGACAUUGCUUUCCUACUUAGGAGACUAAGCUUAUAUAUUAUAGACCUAUUAAAGCAAUAUAUAAAGGCACUAAAGAAGCUUGUAAGGUACCUAAGAUUAUACCUAGAUCUUGGCCUUUACUAUAGGAGAGGAGGAGGUUGCCUUUAAGGCUACUCUAACUUAGACUAUAUAAUAGACAAGGUAGACAGAGUGUCUGUCCUUAGGUAUAUCUAGUUCCUUUAUAGCUUACUAGUCUCCUAGAUAAGUAGAAAGCAAAAGUCUGUUAUAAUAUUAACUAUAGAAGCUAAGUAUAUAGCAAUAAACUCGUAUAUAAAGUAGUUAUAGUUCCUAGCUACAUUGCUUCGUAAGAUAAGCUGUCCUAAGCUUGUUAGAGAGUGCCUAUUUUAGCUAAAGAUUAAGGCUAAUAAUAACACUACCUAAUUACUUAGACCUGUCCUUAUUAAAGGGGACAAUUAGUUAGCUCUAACCCUUAUUAAAGAUGCUUACAUCUAUAAGAGAUCAAAACAUAUUAAUAUUAUAUACAACUUUGUUAGAAAUCUUUAGUAGUAGAGGAAGGUUAUAGUAGAGUAUUGCCUAACAAAAGAGAUAGUAGCUAAUAGACUAACUAAACCCCUAAAUAGUCUAUAGUUCCAGAAUUUUGUAAAGCAACUCUAGCUAGCCUAGUAAAAGGAAUAGCUAAACUAGGAAUUGAACCUAGGUCUUUAGAACCCUAUCGUACACUCCAAUUAUUAGACAGAGCCUAAGAGCGCGGGGACGCUUCGUAACCCCUAAACUAUUUAGCUAGAACUAAGAAGUGUACUAAUUAGGUAAUAGAAGACCUAGAGUUUGUUCUUAUAUUGCUUUAGUUAAAGGGUUUCAAUUCUUUCCUCCGGACCUAAGUAGGAGUGUUAUGAAAUAGUAGCUUAGGAGGAAAGUAGGAGUAGGCCUAGUAGUAAGCUGAGUGGUCACGUGACUAGGUCACGUGACACGCUAAGCUUAGUAAUAGCAGCUAGAAGGGGGAGAGCGGGCUUCUCUCUCUCUUACCUACUACCUUUAUACUAGACUAUCUUAGAUACCUCUAUAUAAAUCAGGUCCUUCUUCUUCGAUUAUUAAGUCCUUACUUCCGCUACAAACUGCGUUACAUAUCCUAUUCUUAAUAGUAAUUACUUAUUCUAAUCUUAAGUCCUUUUUCUAGCUCUUCUCUCUAAGAAGGAAAGAUAUAUCGCUCUACUAAAGGUAGUAACUAUAACCUACCCUAACUAAAGGCUAGUAUUAAGGUAUAACUAACUACGUUGUUAGCGACGGUAGUAGGAAGCGUCUGCUGUUGCCUGAGGCAUUAAGGUGAAAUCUCUUAGUAAGUGAGCUACUCUCACCUCACCUCUUGCGUCAAUACAGCGUAUUCGAAGGAAUAUCGAUACCUGAGAAUGUUCGGCAUUCGCUCGGUCGAGCUUUUUCAAGACGAAUCCAGUCUUAGCUGUAUACUCUAUAUGUCUUGGCAAGUAUUCCGGGUCCGUUGCGUGGGACAGGAAUGAGUUUCCACCAAGGUCCAGGCCUACAUCCUCGUCAUUCGCACAUUGGCUUCACAGGGAGCAGGCUUGAUGAAAGGUUGAGGGAAAGAUAACAUGUUCUCGUUGGAAACACUAAGUCGGACCUUAUCUGCUCCCAAAGGAUCGAUCCAACCGAGGGAGUGAGAAGCACAGCAGCAUCAUCUCGAUCGACUUCUCUCAUCAUGGCGGAGCCCGAACUCAUCGACAUUGUUUCAAGCGGCGAUGUUGUAUUUAUCGGCGGGGGAAAGGAUGGGAGCACGUAGGCUUGUCGCUCCCGGAGCAGUGCAAUUGCUAACAAAUUGACAGCGUCCGCAUUCGAGUCUCUUCAGUCAUCAUCAGCAAUGCUUCCUCCGUAUUCAGAGCCAUGCUAGGGCCUCACUUUCGAGAAGGCAAUAUCUUGGCCGCAGGUACCUUGAUCGAAAUACCAUUGCCGGAUGAUAAUCCAUUUGCCACUGCUAUACUGCUCAACGCUAUGCAUCUACGUACCAGCUCUCUGCCACGCGAGAUGACUCUGGACGAUCUGGAAGGCCUGUCGAUUCUGGCUGAUAAGUACGACUGUACGGCUUCGCUGUUGCCGUUCACAUUCUACUGGAUCAACGAUAUGAUGAAUACCAAGCGAAUUGACUCACUAUGCCGUCUUCUUGAGGUGGCUUACCGCGCGCGGCAACCAGAGCUAUUCGAAAAGAUUGGGCUCAAGCUCGUGCUAGAGAGUGCCUCGAGCAUUUCUCAUGACAGCGGCGACUUCCGCUGUAUAUUCGGUGAGUGAUAUUUCCACUUGAGAGCUGCAGAAGAAGCUUUGGCCGACAGCGGAACCUAGACGCCCUUGAAGGGGAGCGCGCGGCUGCACUGUUGCGUAUCAGUGACUGCGUAACGGCAAUUAUUGCAAAUGCUGGUUCAGAUCGGCCAUUCUAUGGGUGCCCGGAGAAAAGUUGCUCAUACUACGACAUCAUCUGUUGUCACUGCCUUCGUCUCUGCAAAAUGGCCGGACUGGUUACGGCUGAGACAAAUUGCAGGCUCGAGGAUAAGCUUAAGUCCUUGGAAGGCCUAACAAUUGUUGAUCCAAAACCACUCCCCGAACACAGUUCCCGUUGCUGGACGACCGGGGCCUGGCAAGCACCACCGCCGAAUCAUUUUGCACGCCAUGCAAAAACGGUAAGAGAAAGUAUCAGGAGCCUUUGCUUUGCGUGCGUCACGAGCGGUGGAGCCUUCAAGAGCAAGACGUGCCAGCAUCAAGAUGUACAGCAUGCUUUCGGACAAUGAGCCGUAUGAUGGGAGCUUGCUUCUGAGCUGCCUCUUAUGAGAACAAUGCCUUCAACGUUUCGUUCAAAAGCCGACCAGUCAGAGCAAAAUGCAUCUCCGAACCAGACAGCCAAAUAUGAGGCAACUUUGACCGGGAAUCAAACGAGUCGGACUGCAGGUACUUCGCUCCGACAUGAUCAGACUGAUAGCUAGCUAGAACUGGAUAUGGCAAGAACCUUUGCAAGGCCCUGCAAUCCAUGAGCAUUCAUUUGAGAAGCUUUCAGAAGGGAUUGGGAUGACAGCCUGAGCGUGCAGGCUGUCACAGGAUAGCCUUGCUAUGCGAAUAACUAGAUUAUGCUGACGCCAGAUCUGUGCUUGAGUGCGUCGACAUCUUCGUGCACUUCUUCUUCCUCUUCCACACCUGUACCGCUCCAUCCCAACCUCCACGCAAGCACAAUGGAGGUGGCCCUUGAAGCGAUUGCACCACAAGGUGAUGUAAUCUUCGAAGUCGGGGGCACGGACAAGGGCAGGCUUCUCGUCUCGUCUGUAAUACUGUCCACAGCCUCGAAGGUCUUCGCAGCACUGUUCGGUCCACACUUCCGGGACGGUCAACAGGUGAGACGAAUAUCUCGUUCGCCAAACAAGCUUACAUAUGGUUUUCAGCCCGCAGCUCCAUCGCGCCCGUGAUCAUUGAGCUCCUCGACGAUGAUCCGAUCGCCAUGUCCGACCUUUGCAAUUUGCUUCACCAUAGACGAAUCGCUGAGCUGGAGGAUUCUCCAGAUCGAAUGCUGUCGUUCUCUGUCGUUGUGGAUAAAUACACCUGCAGCCAGGCUAUUAAGCUACAACUUGCUUGGAUCCUAUAUGUCCUGGUCACUAAGCUCGACUUUGAUGGUGGUGUCAAUGCUGGCCGUGUCUUGGCAACCAUUUCGAAGGCCGCAUAUCUCUGUCAAGAGCCGUUAAGCUUUGAGAUAGCGACGAGACAACUGAUGUAUCAGUGCGGGGAUAAAUUAUCCAUCAUGAGGGAUGCGAAAGGCGAAUAUCUUCUCCCCGCCGAGGUGCUUCGUAAGUGUCUGAAGCGAUGUUCGGGGCUAGAGCUAACGAUGCUUGCUGGGACAGUAAUUCUCGAAGAGCUGCGUGGGGAGGUCAAAUUGCAGUACAUAAGCAUGCUCUGCGAUUUGCGAGACAUGUUUUGUGAGGAUUGCAGGGAGUCGCAGUCCAUGUGUCGUUCCAUUCCGUCCGUCCUGGAAAGAUGUUCUAUACUUGACGAAUUUGAGGUAUUGAAAUGCUCCCUAUAUGAAGAAUGGCAUCCUGGCUGCGAGUACUGCCGUCGUAUCUUCGACGACGAUCCUAGAAUGGAAGCGCAGCCAUGGGAACGUCACACGGGAUUGUGUCUAUGGUGCUGCAGAGAAGGGGCGCCCGAGCAGCAAAACGAAUGCAACAAGCAAGAGCAUAAAACGUAAGCCAUAGUUUACCGAAUGAGCGAUUUGAAAGUCUGCAUGUAAUGUUUAUCGUGCAUGUCAAGCAAAUGGUAUCGUGAGUGAUUGGUAGAAAUACAACGUGAAGUAUGCGAUUCCCAUCACUUUCUCACCGGCUAAAGACUCAUCCUCCUUCUCCGGACCAGGUCCUCUUGCCGAACAACACUCCCGAGAGCUCAUCAGCUGCUCCCCCAAACAACACCAAUGCCAAACCUACUCAACCCGAUAUACGCCAUGGCCACCUCCUAGAUCGGCCUGGUCUAUAUACAAUCUCACUACCCUUCUGUCUCCGUAGGUCUCUCAUUUCCGUUCGGUCUAUAUCUCUACUCCUCCUCUGCACGGCCUACACCUCCCUCAUCCUUGCAACGUACAUCAUUACCGGCAGAUCGAGCUUGAGCAUUGCUCUUGACUAGAUCCUCGAGAUCCAGCAAUCUUACUCGAGAAUGGCCGGCUUCCUCCGAAAAGGCACGAAAAAUAUCCUCCAGAAAGCGCCAAACGACAUCGUCUUCCUCUCCGCCCUCCGAACACCGAUAACACGCGCGAAAAAGGGCGGGUUCAAAGAUGCCUAUGACCACGAACUCCUUGCCCACGUCCUGAAAGCCACACUUGCCGCAAAUCCAAAUCUCGAUCCUUCGAAGAUCAAUGAUGUACAGAUUGGAACUGUUCUCUCGGAGCUGGGAGGAAGCAAAGCAGGACGCAUGGCGGCAAUACACGUCGGGAUGCCCGAGACAACAUCCUUCCAGACUGUGAACAGAGCGUGUAGUAGUGGCCUGAGUGCCAUUACGGGAGUAGCGAAUGCGAUUGCCAUGGGAGAGAUAGAUGUAGGCAUCGGAGGUGGCAUGGAGAGUAUGACGCGGAAUUACGGCUCCAGAGCGAUUCCUACACAGCUCUGGAGUGCGCUCAAGAACUCUGAAGUCAAAGAUGCAAAAGACUGUAUCAUGAGCAUGGGCCUCACAGCGGAGAAUGUGGCCGAACGGUAUGGAGUCUCUAGAGCAGAUCAGGAUGCUUUCGCGGCGCAUUCGCAUGUCAAAGCGGCCAAAGCUCAAAAGGAAGGCCUUUUCGAUAAGGAGAUUGUGCCUGUGACGACGCGGUGGAGGCCGAAUCCGGAGGUUCCGGAGCAGGAAGAGGAGAUUACCGUGAGCAAGGACGAUGGGAUCAGAGCGAACAGUACGCCCGAAGGUCUGGCGAAGAUGAAGCCUGCUUUCAAAGAGGACGGAGCUGCCACAGCAGGCAAUAGCAGCCAGGUCUCUGAUGGCGCUGCUGCUGCCUUGAUGAUGAGGAGGAGUAGCGCUGCUGAGCUGGGUCUGACUUCUUCGAUCAUUGGAAAAUGGGCUGGCACACAGGUUAUUGGAUGCAAGCCUGAUGAGAUGGGAGUUGGACCUGCUCUCGCUAUCCCCAAGCUCUUGAACUACACUGGCGUUGACAAGGACGAAAUUGGAAUAUGGGAGAUCAACGAGGCAUUCGCAUCGCAGGCAGUGUACUGCGUGAGGAAGUUAGGAAUUGACGAAGCCAAGGUCAAUCCCAAGGGAGGCGCUAUCGCCUUGGGACACCCACUCGGAGCGACUGGAGCGAGACAAUUGGCAACGCUCUUGCCGGAGUUGGAGAGGCAAGGACAAGAGCUGGGAGUAGUGAGCAUGUGUAUCGGUACAGGAAUGGGAAUGGCGAGCUUGAUCGUAAGAGAAUAGAUAGCCAAACAAAAGCGUGCUAGACUUUCGAGCAUAGCGGGUAUCGUUGUCGCUCCAGAAUAACUGAAAAAUCACACUGCUCCUGAUGUAUCAACCUGCCUUGCCUUUUACAUUCUUCUUUUUGCUUUUCUUCUUCGCAUUCUUCGCCAAUAUCUCAUCCAGAUAACUUGCGACUCUGCGCUUCUUCGGCUUCUGCUCCUCUUCCUCGUCGUUUUCAUCUUGUGCAACAAUUUCAGUCACAGUCGAGAUGUCUGUCCUCGGAUCAGGAGGUUCUGCAUCUUCAUCCAGACUACUGGCCGCUUCAGCCCCCGCUGCAGUGUAUGCGGGUGUCUUGGUAUCUCUGAUCUUCCUCUUCUUGCUCUUUCUCGAGGAGAAAGCAGCUGCUCGGCCUUCUUCUUCCUCAUCGUCGUCCUCUUCGAUCUUCUGAGUGGAUUUCGGUUGCGGCUUUUGAAGUGGUUUAGAAGCGGUAUGCUUCGAUGUCUGGGUCUUCUUAUGCGCCUCGGCUUCCCUUUUGGUCAUGAAUUUCUCCAGUAGCUUGCUGUCAGACACGCGCUGAAGCCGAAUCGCAUCUGAUAUGUCGUCCACGCUGUCGAGUCUUGUGCCAAGUCCCCCGACUUCACCCAACUGUUCAGCCUCAUCUUCGUUUUCGUCGACUUCGUCUUCGACCGACGGCAGGUUUAGUUCGCCCCACGACUCCAAAAGAUUCAAAUUCGAAGCCUGCUUGAUAUUGAAGCGAUUGGCGAAGAUGUCGCCUUCGUCUAUGUCCUUCGAAGCGUCCAUGAUGUGAUCGUUGUUGUGUGUCUGGGAGGAAAUGUCGGAGCAGAUCGGCUAGGAAGACGUGCUCGGCUAUUUCCGGAUUAGAUGUUUCCUUCUUGCGCUUCGAGCUUUGAGCUCCCAGUGAGAGCCGAACCACACCUCUUCCACCACUUCAUCCCUUCUUUCUUUCUCUUGCAGACAAGCGAGCGCCAGGAUGUUCAAGCUCGCCCGUAGCAGCAGGCAGCUCGCCUCUGCUUUCCAAGGCGUGAGGGUAUGGAACUUCAAUAUGCACAGGACUUACAGGCAAUCCCCCGGCUGAUUAUGGACUUGAUAACUGCAGACACCUAUCGGCCAGCAGGUGCGCAACCUGUCCAUCCACGAAUACCGCGGCGCCCAGCUACUCGAAUCGUAUGGCAUCGGUGUCCCCAAGGGCAGCGUUGCCCACUCCCCCAAAGAGGCCGAGAGCGUCGCUCAGAAGAUUGGCGGAGAGGACAUGGUCAUUAAGGCUCAAGUGCUAGCAGGAGGGCGCGGAAAGGGUCACUUCGACAAUGGCUUCAAGGGCGGUGUCCGCAUUGUGUACAGCCCGCGCGAGGCCUCCAUUCUCGCCGACCAGAUGAUCGGCCACAGGCUUAUCACCAAGCAGACCGGCGAGCGCGGAAGGAUUUGCAACUCGGUAUACAUUGUCGAGCGCAAGUUCGCGCGCCGCGAGUUUUAUCUGGCCAUUCUCAUGGACCGCACUACUCAAAGCCCGGUCAUUGUUGCUUCGAGCCAGGGUGGUAUGGACAUCGAGACUGUUGCAAAGGAGAGCCCGGAUGCGAUCAUCACCACAAGAAUCGACAUCAACAAGGGUGUGACAGACGAGAUCGCACACGAUGUUGCCUCCAAGCUCGGUUUCAGCGAGCAAUGCGUGAACGACGCCAAGGAGACCAUCAAGAAGCUCUACAAGAUCUUCGUGGAGAAGGACGCGACUCAGAUUGAGAUCAACCCUCUCUCCGAGACCUCGGACCACAAGGUUCUCUGCAUGGAUGCCAAGCUCAACUUCGACGACAACGCCGAAUUCAGGCAAAAGGAGAUCUUCAGCUGGCGCGAUACUUCGCAAGAAGACGCUGAUGAGGUGAAGGCUGGCGAGGUCGGGCUCAACUUCAUCAAGCUGGACGGUGACAUCGGCUGUCUUGUCAACGGUGCCGGCCUCGCCAUGGCUACCAUGGACAUCAUCAAGCUCAAUGGCGGUUCGCCCGCCAACUUCCUCGACGUCGGCGGUGGUGCCACUCCAGAGGCUAUUAGAUCUGCCUUUGAUCUCAUCACCAGCGAUCCCAAGGUCACUGCCAUCUUCGUCAACAUCUUCGGUGGUAUCGUCCGCUGCGACGCCAUUGCCAAGGGUCUGAUCAACGUCGUCGAGCAGAUGAACCUCCGCACGCCAGUCAUUGCGAGACUGCAGGGAACAAACAUGGAGCAGGCGCAGAAAUUGAUCAACGAGAGUGGGUUGAAGAUUUUCAACAUUGAGGACCUGCAGACCGCCGCUGAGAAGAGCGUGCAGUUUAGCAAGGUCGUAAAGAUUGGUAAGUACUCGAUUUCAAUCCGCAUGCCUCUCUUCCUUGCUAACAUGCCAUCCCAGCUCGUGAUAUUGAUGUGGGCGUUGAGUUCACCCUGGGUAUAUAGAAGAAGCUCGCGGCAAAGACGCGGUGCUCUGCGCGUGCUGCUCUUCCUAGGAUCCGUGUUUUCGAUACCUGCUUAGGCGUAUGUCACUGUUCUGUAUCAAUGCCUUCAAGCGGCUUUUCUGUUCGGACUUGGCACACGGAACCCCUUUCCCAAGACUCUCCGACACUCAACUGCCGUGCACAGCUGACACCCAUGCCACGCAUGCUAACAGGCAUUUGAACUUUAUUCGAGGGCUCCCCCGGUCAAUCGCGGGGCUCCGCAAAAUCGCUCCGGCUGAUGUUACAGGCCAGAACAAUCUCCCCUUACUCAUUGCAAUCUUCUCCAUGCCUCAUGAUCAGGGCGAGACACGACCAUCAUCUGCCGCCGAAUCUUCAUCCGCGGGAUCCGAAUCAAAGAGGAGCGGCCGACGAAAGAAGAAGAAGAGACCCUCCUCGUGGACAAGCAAGUACAUAAGCUGGCUUGGUCUCACUACCUCACCCAUUUUCAGCGCUCUGACUAUCGCGGGACUGUGCGGUGCUGCUUAUUACAUUGUAUUUGUGGGUUGAACACGACAUUCCUUCCCAAGUGACGACCACGAAAAUGGCUGCCGCCGCUGUUGCCGAACACCCUGUUUCACGGAUCGACUCGCUCGUCGAGCCUGCAAGCCACAAGCAAGAUGCCAAAGAGACUACAAAGGAUCUCAAGUCCAAAUGGCCGCUCGUCCAACACCUCUACGGCCCUCCCACAAGCUCGACUUUCCGUCUCGAAGGCGAAAUCUCCGACCUUGUUGUGCUUGGUGAGAUCCCGGAACAGAUCGAUGGGACGUUUUAUCGCAUCAUGGUCGAUCCUUUCCAACCUCCUUGCGAGGGAAACGUCCCUCUGGACGGAGAUGGCAACAUCCACGCCCUGAGAUUCAAAGACGGCAAAGUGGACAUGAAGACCAAAUAUGUUGAAACCCAACGCUUCCUGUUGGAGAAGAAAGCGGGCAAGAACCUGUUUGGAUUGUACCGGAAUCCGUGGACCCAUCAUCCAUGCGUCAGGGCUGCGGUGGAUAGUACCGGGAAUACGAAUUUGGUAUACUGGGCUGGACACUUACUUGCUCUGAAAGAGAGUGCGAUGCCCUAUGCCGUGGAUCCCACAACGCUGCAGACGAAGGGGUAUGAUCCGUUCAGAGAGCAGAUUCGAGCGAAGGCGUUCACAGCGCAUCCGAAAAUCGACCCAUUCAAAGAGGAAUUGGUGGUGUAUGGGUACGAAGCCAAGGGCAUUGCGACGAAUGAUGUGGUGAGCUACGCCAUUGACAAGAGCGGGAAGGUGAAGGAUAAGUUUUGGUACAAACAACCGUUUGAGGCAGGAAAGCCGGGGAUGAUACACGACUGUGCGAUCACGGAACAUUGGCUCCUCUUAUUCGUCUGGUGUUUCUCUACGGAUGUGGAAAGGAUGAAGAAGGGGGGACAUCAUUGGGCUUGGGAUUAUGACCGGAAGUUUACGAUCAUCGUCUCCUCUCGAGAUCCGGAGAACCCGCCGCCUGGCUCCGGGUGGAAGAAAGGGGAAGUGAGACAUUACGAGUGGAAGAACUGCAUGUCAAUCCACACCGCAGGAGCCUGGGAAGAAGGCAAUGUGCUCUUCGCGGAGAGCUCGAGGGUGCUUGACAAUGCGUUCCCCUUCUUCCCGGCUGAUGAUGGACGAUUGCCCGAGCCGAAUGCCAAAGCCGAUUUCGUAAAAUGGAAAAUCGACAUCAGCAAGCCGAGCGGCACGUACAUGGAUGACCCGGAGAUCAUCGUCGACGUUCCCUCCGAAUUUCCGAGGAUUGACGAGAGGCUCAUGGGAAGGUAUUACAAUGUAGUCUGGAUGAAUGUUCUCAUGGAUACUGGAGAUGGGAAGAACGUAUAUCACGGGCUCAACGGUAUCGCCAUGUAUGAUCGUCGGAACGAAAAGGCAAAAUGGUUCUACGCUGGUGAUGAUUCUUCUGUGCAGGAGCCGAUCUUUAUUCCUCGAGGAAAGGAUGCGCCGGAGGGAGAUGGAUGGGUCAUGGCACUCGUCGAAAGGGUGAAAGAUAAGAGAAGCGAAGUAGUGGUGCUCGAUACCAGGGACUUUGAAAGACCGUUAGCGAUAGUCCAGAUGCCUUUCGCCGUGAAGUCGCAGAUUCACGGCAAUUGGGUGCCUUCCGAAGCCAUGGGAGGCUGGAAGAGCCUUGUGAAGGAGGUGGAAGAAUUUGAGGUGAUUAAGGAUGGGGCUUUGGAGAUGUUGUAAUUAGGCUACACGAGUUCUUCCAUCAGAUUGAUUCGUACUACCACUUUCUUGCGAUGUCUCUUCCUCCAACUUUGUUGAACAGCCAGCUGAUACCGAUCAUCAGGGUGCGUCUCCAGCUCCGCGGCCAGUGGAAAAUGCUGCCGCUUCUCCAGGCUAGCCAGGCUGAUUGCCCGGUCCACUCCUCCUUACCACCUAUGACACCGUCGUGUGCUCCCAGGUAUGCGAGAUUGGGCUUCUGCUUGUAUUCAAAGGCUUUCGUUGACUCGUCAGCAGCAUUGAGCUCGCGGGCUAAGUACUCUGCUUUUUGAACAGCCACCUCGGCCAGCGUGGGUAAAGUGUAGCCUUCGAUAUCUGCUGAAUCCCCAAGAGCGUAGACACCGUCGAUCAGCUCAUCCUUGGUAUUGCGGACCCUCAGCCUCUGAUCAGUAGCGAUCCGUUGCAGUUUGCCUUGUUUCUUGACGUCCAACGUCUCCACAAGAGGAUUCACUCCAUUCCCAGUGGCCCAGAUCAGCAUUCCGUACUUGACCUCCCCGUCUUCCUUCGUCCAGAGAGCCCCCUCUUCUACCUUUUCAAUAUGGCUCUCCGUCUUGAUAUCAACGCCCCGGUUCUGCAACUUCUGCAAGGCAUAUUGCCCCAGUCUUUCGUCGAAUGUUGAGAGAAUUUUCGGUGCCACGUCAUGGAUCUCAAUGCUGAAUUUGCCGUCCAGGUGUGGGUAUACAUGCCUCAUGUCGUGUUGCCAGAGAUCGAAUAGUUCAGCGGUGGCUUCAAUACCGAUCGCUCCGCCACCCACGAUAAUCACUCUCAGGAUGUCUCUCUGUUGCUGCUCCGUGAGUCCGGGAAUGGAAGCAGCAUCCAACAUCUCCAAUAUCCUCUGUUGGAUCUUCCUAGCGUCAUCUGUAGUCCUCAGGAAAUUCGAAUGCUCCAAAGCUCCAGGGGUUCCAAAAGUCUGAACAUCGCAUCCAGGGGCCAGGACCACUUUCUCGUACUUCACACUGAAUGGACUGGAAUCCUUCAGAUGCUCGUCUGCUAUGUCGGAUACAGAAGGUCUGCAUUGGAGCUCCCGCUUUUCGAAGUCGAUCUUUUCAACUACUGCCUUGUGAUAUGUGAGGCCAGAGGUACGGUUUCUCCGACGGACCGGCUCCUCCGCUAGUCGAAAGUUGAACAGGCCUGCUGCUGCGCUUGCCAGAAGAGGUGUGUAUUGGACUGUCCUGACGGGAGAUAUGACAGCUACGUUGUAUUUCGUUGUUGAAAGAGCAUGAGCGAGUGUGAAGCCUCCCCAGCCGGAACCGAUGAUCGCUAUCGUGGAUUUCGACAUAGUGAGCGGCGUGAGCGUUGUCUGCGUGCGACAGGUGAGUGGGAGAGUUCCGAAGCCAUGUUGUAGCUUGGAAGUCUUACAGACUAUGAUGAAGCAUGAUGUUUGUUCACGUAACUAAGAUUCCGGUGUGACCCAGGUAGUUGAUGCCGCAUUCGAUCCGUUCAACAUCGUAUAUUGACGUCACUCCAGCUGUCCAUGUGGACAUGGGUGUUGAGAUAUUCCCGAAUUAAACCCAGAGAUGAAGCAGACGCGUGCAAUCGGUGGAUGAUGCCAACUGUACAGCACUUUGGAGCGUGCGAGCAAUUGCAAUCGUCACCUCUGCCAGUAGCGGCUUGAAAGUAAAUGUUCUUUUGCAGAAGCAGGUUGAUGCCAGAUUAGCCUGGUCGGCCCACGGUACAGGCUUGACAUUCAUUAUUUGCGCGCCAGUUGCGAUUGCACACCGUAAGUACACGCAGCACAUACGAUAUGUACGCGGACUGAGCUACCAGACGUCGUUGUCGUGUUGGUAGAGUUCUUGUCUAGUUGAACACGCCCUGAAGAAGGUGAAGUCGAACCUGGAAGGCCAAGGCGAUAUGGACCGUGCGCACCCGAGCUCCCGACUUCCGACUUCCGAUGGCGCUAGCAAAUGCGCAUUUCACUGAUCUCAAUUCGUUCGAAUUUCUCUACUCGCUCGCGCAAAUGUCCUUGCGGCUGUGUUGGAAAACCGCGUCGUAUCUGAAAUGGUCGUACAGAUCAUCAGCUAAGUGCCUCGGUCGCGCAUCUCCCGUCUACUCCCCAAGUACAACCUUUUCUUCCGCGCGCGCAAGUCUCACGAGAGCAAUGGCGUCCCGGGCACCGCUUCCAAUAUCUUCGAGCCCCAAGGCAGGCCAAAUCAUUGAGCAUGACGGCAAAAAAUACGAGACGAUCCGCGAAGGACAUGCGUACAUCCUCAUACCGCCGGGCACGAGAUUGUCUGUCGAUCCCAACGCGAAAGCGAAGACCGACGAUGGUUCCCUGAACCAGAAGGUGUUCUACAACCCUAUCCAGCAAUUCAACCGAGAUCUAAGCGUUCUAUCCAUCAAAGCGUUCAGUGAAGAUUGGCUAGAGAGAAAGACUCUGAAACGAGAGAGGAGCAAAGAGAAGCUUGAGAGGAAGAACAAGAAGCGGAAGAUAUCGCAGGCAAAUGGCGAGAAUACGAAGCAGGAUAGUAGUCCAAAGCUACAGAAAGCAGAAGACGGCAGUAGCGUUCCGGCCGCGAGCAAUGUAGCUUCAGCAGAGGAAGCGCAAAGUGGCGUUUCGCUUGAACACACCGCGAGAGCGGAGGAACCCGCUGCAAAGGACAGGCCCGUCGAGGCAAAGACAAACGGCCACGUAGAAGGGCAAAACGGAGGCCAGGCAUCAGCUUCGAAGGCACCACCGUUCCGCAUAUUGGAUGCUUUAUCUGCGAGUGGUCUCCGUGCACUGCGAUAUGCCAAGGAAAUUCCAAAUGCAACGUCCAUCGUGGCAAACGACAUGAGCGAGGAUGCCAUCAAGAGUAUGAAACUCAAUAUUGAACACAAUGCCUUGUCAUUGCAGAUCACUGCGAAUAUUGGGGAUGCCAUAGGGCAUAUGUACAGCGUUGCGUACCCUCCCACGGGUUCCCAUGGCCCGCGUCAUGUCAACAAGAAAUACGAUGUUAUCGAUCUGGAUCCGUACGGUACGGCCGUACCCUUCCUCGAUGCGGCUCUUCAGGCUCUCAACGAUGAAGGUCUCCUCUGUGUCACAUGCACUGAUUCCGGUGUGUUUGCAUCCACGGGGUAUUGCGAAAAGACCUACUCACUGUACGGCGGCAUGCCAAUAAAGGGUCCGCACAUGCAUGAAGGAGGGUUGCGACUGAUUCUACACUCAAUUGCCUCGGCAGCCUCAAAGUAUGGCAUGGCUAUUGAGCCACUGCUGUCUCUCAACAUUGACUUCUACGCUCGUGUCUUCGUUCGCGUGCGGAGAAGUCCUGCGGAUGUCAAGUUCCUUGCAGGGAAGACAAUGAUGGUCUACGGCUGUGACUCCGGCUGCGGAGCAUGGACAACGCAAAUGUUGGGACGCAAUACCAAGCAAGAGAGCAAGGGCGGCAACGUGUGGUACAAGCAUACCAUCGCUCAGGCACCUGGAGCAGAUCGACAUUGUGAGCAUUGCGGGAGUAAGACCCACGUAGCAGGACCCAUGUGGGGUGGUCCAAUUCACAACGCCGCUUUUAUCGAAAAGAUACUGGACGACGUCCAGUCAGCCGACACGGAUGUCUACCAAACGACACGGCGGAUCGAGGGAAUGCUAAGUACUGCCCGAGAUGAGUUGAGAAUAGAAUCGGACACAGUGACCUACUGCCCGCCAAAAGACCACGGCCCUGACACCGCAGAGAUCAUCCCCAAAAUUCCACCCGAAGCCAUCGAUCGCUAUCCUUUUUUCUUCAUUCCAUCUGCCCUGGCAAAGGUCAUUCAUUGCGUAGCACCGCCAGACUUGGCUGUCAGAGGAGCCAUUCGCCAUCUGGGGUAUCGGGCUGUGAGAAGUCAUUGCCAGCCAGGAAGCAUCAAGACCAGUGCGCCCUGGCAUGUGCUUUGGGAGAUCAUGCGUGAAUGGGUGCGGCAGAAAUCUCCGAUCAAAGAUGGUGCACUGAAGAAGUUUACGGCUGGGUUCCGGAUCAUGGCAACCGCCCGAAAGGUAGAGGCGGAGGCGAAAGGUGACGAGACAUCGAAUCAUGAAAGCGCAACUCCGACGACGGCCAUCGAAACGACAGUUCAUGGUGCUGAUGUGAACGGCGCCGAGCAGCCAAAACGUAUCAAAGUGGUUUUCGACGAGACUUUGGGCAAGGACAAGGAUCAUAGCGGCAAGCGUCUGGUUCGCUAUCAGCAGAAUCCAAGGGAGAAUUGGGGGCCUAUGACCAAAGCAAAGGGAGCUGGAUAGAUCAGACCCUAUUCGGAGCGAUAACAUGACCGGCAUUCAGCUGGCCAGCUUCCCGUUUCUGCAUGGCUGUGAAUUGCGCAUAGCGGUUUUUAGCGGGAUCUUUUCGCCUGCGAAACUUGGGCUCCGAGCUCUACUAUGGUACGAAGAGGAAGGCGCGUCCAGAGGAAGUCAUCUCAUCAACUAUCCCAUGGACUGUGAUCAAGGGCCCGGAUCUCUGGGCCAGAGGUUUACCUAGACUUCACCCAAGACACUUGCGGAUUGUAGCGGCUAGACCACGCACGCGCACCACCCCACUCCCUAAUAUGCUAGAACAUUUCGUGGUCCCCAAUUCGAUUCCGAGACGCUUUGCCUGAGGACGAAAAGAAGUGAUAUUUUGUGCGUUUUGCAACAUAGACGAGCUCAUCGCCGCUUGUUCCUUCCCCUUAUCUCGCGAGCUCUGCUUUGAUCACAUUUUCUCCCACGACAUCCAGUUGACUACGAGCCCAUCUACGAGGUUCGAGAUAGAGGUCAAGACUAGGCCAGCACUCCCGUAGGUUUGAUCCUCUUCGCUUCGACCAAUCCCUGUCUGAGGCUCCCAGCCUUGUGAGCCCCGCGAGGGACCAUGCGACGAAUCGACAUUUGGCUAGUCUGUCCACUGCCUUUGGAGCAAUCCGAAUAGUGAGCACACUAAACCCAUGCUACAGAUCCUGAACAGAUUUACGAAGAAUCGAAAUGAAAUCGCUGAGUGCCUACCGACGACUCGCAUCAACAUGGCUGCUGACUGCAGUUAGGAGACACAACGAGCAUAUCCGCUUCAUCAUCGCACUGCGUGUCGGCGGGGAGCUCAAGGCCGACGCGACCAGAUGUGCGCCAUAGGCGAUCUGCCAGGCAUACCACGAUAAUUGCCGAAUAUGAGGAUACCUAGUAGAGCAGUUCGCUAUCCAGAGACCGCGGGAUUAGAUAACGUCCAACUUUGAGCAGGCCAUCGUGGCUCCCAUAGCGCCCAGCGAUCCGGACGGUGUCGCUGGAAAGUCAUGCAAUGCAAUAUGCGGACCUUUCAGCGGAUGUCAUUGAACGAGCAGGAUACCUCACCUUAAACGGUAUUGUCUGUGCACUCGUAGAGUCACAUCUGCCAUGGUCUGAGACAGCAGCCAAUGCCAGCUUCAAGAUGGAGCCCGUGGACCAAUGUACUGUUAUAGGCUAGCAAGACAAGGAGAUAUCACAGCACUUUCACUCAACGCUUUAAGCCAGACGACUAUCAUGCAAGAGCACCACUACAUUCGAACCCACUCCUUCUGCCAGCGCUUCUCGCAGCAGCUGAAUCAAACACGGAAUUUCCAUUUCCAGGGCCGGACUCCCUCAAGGCUCAUGUGGUUGACCGCGAGGUCGGUUCUCGGGCUGGUCUGGCCUUGCAUGGAGGCGACCUCCUCUGCCGUGGCUGGCACAGCGGAGCCGUACAAGGUCCUCCAGCAGCUGCUGCAGCAGCAGCAAUUGCCUCACUACUUGGCCUACAACCCAACCAGAUCGAAUGGGCCUUGGGGACCGCGUGCACACAAGCCGGAGGCCAUCUCAUGUCUGCCCUGUUCGGUCGGCUCCACGACCAAGCGAAAGCAACAUGGCUUCGCCUCCCACAAUGCACUCUUCGCCGCACUGAUGGCAGAGGAGAGCUACACCGACAUACAGAAGGUCCUUGAGGAGCCCUAUGGAGGGUAUCUCAGCUGUUUUAGCCAAGGAGCGAACUUCGAACCAAACGCCCUGCCCGAGCAACGUUCUAGCGAAGUAGGUACUCGCCGGGAGAUAAAACGGAAUUCGAGUCAAACUGCAUGCUGCUGUGGCUGCCUUAGACUGCAUUGGGCUGCUGCAAAAGGGACAGCCUGGCCGCUUGGCCCAGAGAACGCUUGGCGACAUCGACAAGAUGGACAUACAGCAUGGCAAAGCUGCUUAUGAGCACGGAGGCUGGGUAAUGGAGCCGAAUGAACCUCUCACGAGCACAGCAGCGCAGAUGUCAAUUCAAUACCGCGCAGCCGCAUAGUUGCUGGAUGGAGAGGUCCUGAUGCAGCAGUUCAGCGAAGAGAAACUGAAUAGAUCAGAAGCUCAAGAGCUCACAUGGCUGAAGUUCACCCUCAACAUGAUGAGGACAUCGACAAGAAGGGCAAUACUCUCUUCAUACUCUCUUCAUGACAUGUGUUACUGUCCAUUUCAAAGAUGCUCAGGUUUCGAAGCAAUCCGUUCCUUGCGCCGAAAGGCAUUGAGCCUCCUGCUAGCAAUGUCGGUCUUGUCCAUAAAUGGCGGAUGUUCGUGAAGGACGUCCUCGACGACAAGAAGAGAUGAGAUUGAGAGCAAAGUGCUGGACUUGGAGCAGCUAGCCCACAUCGAAGAGCUUUUUGUAUUGCUGGCAAGGAACGUGAAGUGCCCGACCGCUGUUUCGAAUUGGGGCCUUUAGAGUCUGAUCAUUCGCAAAGGUCGUUUCGUACCAGCUUCUUGGUGCACAUUGAGCUGGAGAGAGCUGAAGCCGUUCACAACGGUCAAAAUUCUGUAAUGACGCAUUGUCAUAUGCAAGAGGGUGACAUCCUUGAUGAUGCUGUCGCGUUCUUGUCCUGUUGCCUCAGGGUGGUUGUUUUCGAGAAUGAGAGGGUCCUGACCGCCGUUCUAUGAGCACGUGACCCAACUCUAUCUUGCCAUGACGCCAAUGGUGAAGUGCGUAGAAGAGAUGAUCCUCCUGUAUACUGGCGCGGCAGGCGCGCCAAAGGAAAACCAGAAAUCAUGCUCGCCAAUCCGCCCUCGUGAUUUGGCAUGCGUCAGCGUCUACCAUGAAGCCAACCUCCAAUACUGGACGUAUUGACAAGCCGUCGUCUGGAGUGACUUGACUUCUCAAUUACCAGACCAAAUUAAAACAAAGCAUUCUCUACUCAAGAUGACCAUACCAACUGGGGAAUUCAUCAAUGGCGUCGCUGUUGACGGCUCGGAUGCGCCGGAACAGUAUUUGAGGAAACAAGAGGCCCAGUUCAAAGCAAAAUUCGACGUCUUGAUCGUCUGCAACCUGAUCUUCCACAAGGACAGGAUUCUUCUCAUGCGAAUGACGGACAAUGUCAAAGCCUGGAGCGGCAAGCUUGGUACACCAAUGUAUCGACUUUCAAGAGUAACAGACGACGCGGACGUGGCGCCACUUCUCAAUCUUCGCAUAGACAGGACCAUGGAGCAAGAUAUUGCCGUGGACGAAUACGGCCGAGUGGCGUGCCGAACGCAGAUUGGCUUGGAUCCCGGACGGCUCCAUGGCAGCAGGGCAGCUGCAGCCCUUCAUACCGCUGUCAGCCCACAGAGCUUGCCAGAUAGUCUGUGGCUGAGAGCGAGCCUUCUGUGGAAGAUUGAUGAGAUGGUGAAGUUGAAGCCAGACCGGUAUGUGUGCAAGGACAUUGUAUGGAUGACCGAGCGAGAGGUCGAGCAGGCGGAGUCGGGAGACAUCUUCAUGGGAGUGAGGGAGGAUAUCCUGACCGGCUUCCAGAUACGCAGAAAGAGGAAUUCGUCCGUUUGAUUCGAGACUGAAGACCGAGGGAGUGCCUGUUGUACUGAGCCAAAAGGUGCCACGUCUGUAGCAGUAUUUUGGUUGGCUAUCCAGGUGGUUCGAAGGAUAUUGGGAUACCAAGAUAGUCUGCCCUUUUAUGAAGUUCUAACGAUGAGCUCAGGUUGGCACUCUCACUCUGCUCAAUGGGUAGCAUGGUCUGAUGCAUUGUUUGGGCGCCAUCGUCGUCGUUCUGGCCACGAUAACUUCAACUACUUUUCACGCCGUCGAAUCCUUGGCGUCGGUAUACUGACUGAUGAUAAGCAACCUUGGAAAGUGUCGAACAGUAUGCCGGUAAUGCGUUGUGUGAAGGAGUAAGACAGAAGUGUCGUUGACAAGCAGGACACGAGGAAAGGGAAGGAGCGGCCGGCUGAUUGAAGCACGGGCCACGCCAUGCCCAUCUCCAUCGCGACGCGUCUUCGUCCUUCUGCUACUCCACCGAGCACAGGCUUUCGCGUGCCAGACUACCUUACACUUACCACUUAUGAAGGCCUAUGCGAAACUGACGAUAGCGAAAGGCUAUGAGCCUGGAUUGACGCAGAGAGCCCCGCGCGAAUAGAAGACGGAUCCACCACGAGUUGCAGCGAAGAAGGCCAGACUCGCAACGCCUGAGUGAGCUAUGUUUCCAGCCAUCGAGGGAUGCUGAUGCAUCUGCCAAGGAGUCAAUACGGGUAUUGAGAGAGGGACAAUACUAUAUACGCAAGAGCAGAGAACAGAGCGCCAUCACGAAUUCUCGGGACCCCAGCCGCAAUGCCGCUGUACGAGUCGCUCGGCAAUACCUCCGUAUCUCAACGAAGGCGGAUGGAGGUGCAGCUCGGCGAUCCGAUCGGACGGGACCCAGAGAAAAACCCAGCACGCUGGUCAGCGUUGUUGCACACUCCGUCUCCAUUUGCGCGGAACUUGAUCUUCUGGCUCGUUGGUACACCGUCAAGCGCAGACUGCCAACACUGCGACAUGUCUUCCAGGAGGCAAGGCAAUGAAAGCAGUAGCAUGGAGACAGCUGGCUUGCACAAUUCCCGCGACAAGCCUUGGAACGGAACUGCCAGCUUUAGACAAACUUCUUGCCACUCCCUCGUUGGCGGCCAGCCUACGUGGGACUGCUAGACGGUAAAUUCAGAGACGCGGGUCGCUGCGAGCCGGGUUCAUGUGGACCUUGGAGCUGUACCAAGGUACGUCCUGAAGGUAGACAUACAAGUAUAGAGCCAAGCCUGGAAAGCGCGGCCAGCUCUCCGAAAUCUCCAUCGUUUCAAACUUGCUUGCCUACUAUUUGCUCUGCUCAGACCGAGCCCACGCCCUCCCGCGCAGUGAGAUACCGAGUUGCGUCUACGAGACACAGGAUCGGUGCUCGGGACCGCACCCAAGUUUGUGCCCUUGAGAGCCAGACCUUGGGGCAUCUGGCGAGAAGGGGAUGCUGGACGAGAAGUCGUACGAUUCAUCGAAAUACAAACAUUUGCCGCCCCGAAGCCUGCAUGUCUUGCAGAUGCAUAUGGUUUCGUUGCAUAAUAGCGAGCGAGGCGACCAUUACUCGCCAGCACGGACACGGCAUGAUCAUGAUUCCAAAAGGCCAGCACACCGGGCAACGGCCGACAGCGGCGUCAGAACAAGCGCUUCUCCGACGUCACUCUAACUGUGCACACCACAUACAGCGCACGUGCACAAGCGACGGGGGACUGCGUCAAAGCCGUGAGACGAAGUGUUUGACGCUAUCCGUACGCUUCAUCGUGAUAAUCAAAGCUCCUGUUGCUGCAGAGGAGGAAUGAUGCGAAGUUGCUGCUUGUCCGCUAGCAGCCACAAUGAUUAACCCCGGUAAACGCGUCGGGCACCUAUUCGACUAUUUUGUAGUAGGCCGAUGUCGCGCAGGUCGCCAGCGAGCAUCCCACGAAAAGUCCUGUCAUUAUCCGACUGCUCCAACUUGAAUUGAUCUGUCUGACACACUCGACCAUUGGUGCGAUGCCUUCCGGAGAGUGUGCCGGAAGAUACGCGCUAAUGCCGUCGACCCCGGACACGCGGGACGCAUCCUUCGAUUCUUGACGCAUGCAUGAUGCUAACCCACGGAAUUCGAUGCAGCGUUCUGCACUGCCCCUGCUGGAUUCGACAAGCGAAUCGUCCAAUUCAACAUGCCCCGGCAAGCAUGGGAUCUCGGCGGGAAGUGGUGGUAUACCUACUCAACGAUGAUGCAGGCUGACGGCCACAACGCGGACCUACGGCUUCCAACAAUCAGGUAUGGCCAAUAGCGACAUCACGCAUCGUAUGGUGCCGUCGAAGUGCUCGGCACCGGAUUUGCCUCCGCGGCGUCGACUACGUCGCUGCGAGCUAGCAGAAUGUGGAAGGAGGCAGCUCCCGCCAGAUGAGGCUCAAGCACAGGCUAGCGCGUAACGUGGUCAGUAGCGGCUCCACAUGCCUGUCCUGUCGAAGGUAUGGUGGUCACUGACUCACUGUGCUCGCGGUGAGGUCACAACCGAGCAACUUUCGGCAUACGCAAUCACAGUGCAAUGAUCCCAUUCAUGACGAUGGUCUGUGUGCGGCGCGGCGGUUUGGCGGCAAGAUGCCUUACUGUGUCUGCUCUGCUCCACGCGCAGACAAGACGCAGCGCGAGGUAUUAAUACUGGUCAUUGCCCGUUGAGCCACCUCGACCCUCAUCUCAACCCACGGUGAGCGCCAUACAUCCACUCUCGCCCAGGAUGUUUAUCAAGUCUUUCGCUGCUUCAGCGGCCCUUGCUGGCCUCGCAGCUGCUGUGCCUGCGCCUGUCGUUUCACAGCUCAGGUCAGUACUUGGAAUCCAUUGCAACGAGAGUCAUUGCUGAUGAAUGCACAGUGAUGGUCAACCGCAAGCCUCCGCUUAUGCCUCAUCCUCAUCCACUUCUGCCGCAGCUGGCGUGAAGUCUGGUUUUGCGGCUGCGAACCAAGGUGGCAACGUUCCCGGUUACGCCAACGGAAAUGGACCAUACGAGCAGACACCAACCCCCCUCACUGCCGUGCCAACCAGCUUCGGUAUGGACUCCAUCAUCUCGGCCAUUCACACCCUGGCACCUACGUCUGGAUCGGGAGCUGCAGACACCCAGCGGAGCCCUCUGCCAACGGGCACGACCACCCAUGGCCCGUACAGUGGUUCGCCCACCACCACCGGUGCCGUGAGCAACUCGCCUCUUGGCUCUACUAUCCCCAAUCUGGGUCCAGCAGCCACUGCCACCUACUACAACACCAACGGCCAGCUGCAGAACUCCGAGCCAAUUCCAUACCAGCCGGCCGGCGGUCUUGGUACCAAUGGUACCUUGCCAAGGUACAUGGUCAACAGCGAUUUCGACUAUGAAUCCAUCACCCUGGGAUUGUACCAGGAAUGGAUCGAGCUGGAUCUGUUCAACAACGGAUUGGCAACCUUCUCUGAGGCAGACUUCCUUGCCGCUGGUCUUACUGCUGAAGACCGCGCCUUGAUCGCCUUCAUGGCACAGCAGGAACAGGGUCAUGCCACACUCCUGUCGAACAUGCUCGGAGAGACUGCACCACCUCAGUGUGUGUACAACUACCCAUUCAAGAACGUUCGCGAGUUCGUCGACUUCAACCAGAUCCUCACCCGCUGGGGCGAGUCUGGUGUCUGGGGUUUCAUCAACCACCUUGACUCUCGUGAGGUCGGUCAGCUUUUGGCACAGUCCAUCGCCACUGAAGCUCGUCAGCAGAUGGCGUUCAGACAGAUGAGUGGAUUGCACCCCAUGCCAGUGUGGUUCGAAACUGGUAUCCCACAAUCGUGGGCUUGGACCUUCCUCGCUCCCUACAUCAGCUGGUGCCCCGCUGGUACUACGCGUCUCGCAUGGCAGAACUUCCCAGCUCUACACGUGGUCAACCAGGCCAACAUCAACAGGGUCUCUCCCAACGACACUGCCGACUGGGAGCGUACCGACAACCGCACUUCCAGCCCAGCCACCAUCCCUCCAGAGGAUGAGAGCUGCAUCAACCUCAACAAGACUGGCUACGGCUGUGGUCCCGCCAUCUCUCGCAACCGAUCUGAGCCUCUCUCCUUCCCAGGCAAGCAGGUUCGCCUCCUUUGGGACUCGCCCGGUCAGGCUGUCGGCCCUAACAACUCCUACGUGACCGCCACUACCGCCGGUGCCCCCAAGUACGUCGCUUGGGUUGCUCAGCUCAACAUGACCUACACCGACCUCAUCCAGACCGGACCAAAUGAGGGGUACACCUUCCAGCCCAACUCAUCGGUCUACCAGCGCGGUCAGGGUGUUGUUAACGAGAGCACCUUCAUCGCCUUGACCGACACCAACCAGGUGUACACCCCAUUCAACCUGAGCAUGAUCAACCCACAUGUUGCUGCUCUUGGUCUGUACCAGGCCGGUUAAGCCAGAUAGAUGGAAUUUUGUGUUUAUGAUGACGGCAUGAAGAGCUCAAGUUUUUGUACAGAUUAAAUUCUUUACGGCCAUGUGUCCAUUGUAUAUGGAACGGCUGCUGAAACUCAUAUUAAUGAAAGAUUUGACCGAAUGAGAGAUAGUCAUCUUUUCGCAACUUGUCUUCCUUCCGCUGCACGCCCAAGAAGAUGUAUAUAUCCCCGGCAGCAUAGUCCAUGUUCAAGCGAACAGGCUUCCAAGCCGCUAUCCCGGAGUAUGCCAUAUGCGUGACGAAUGGCGCGGCAGCAAAACGCUGUUGCCUGGUGUCGAUGAAUGUGUGAUAUAGAAAAGCACAGACAGAGUAGAAGUGACAUCCGGGGCGCACUUCGGGUCUUGGAUGAAUAUAACUCUGGCUCGCACUCGUUAUGCACACGACUUCACUCCUACCUCCACUCCUACUUCCAGCUCCAUCUCGAUUUGGUCUUGCUUUUACGACAGAUCGAAACCGUACACUCGUACCGGAUUUCAUUCCUUGUUGGACGACUUCGCAUAUAUUGGAAGAUACAGCGAAACUGACCGCUAUGCCUGAGCUUUCGCUUGGGCGAUUUCUCUUGUGUAUACUCUACUCUUCUUCGUCAUUCCCUUCAGAAUUACGAGUGAUUUCAGAAUCGAGCGAAUGAGAACUCGACGCCGUAACUAUCAUCGGAGCUGGCUUCGCAGGCGUAUACCGACUUCAAAGAGCGAGGCAGGAGGGAUUCAAUGCGAAGAUCGUCGAGGCUGGCACCUUUCUUUGUGGGACCUGCUGAGCAUAGUCUAAGGACCAAUUUGUCCUGCAGAGCUAACCGGUCGUUCCUACUCCCUGUAGGCGUUGGCCAGGCCUCGACAGUUUCGAGGCAUACAUCUGCCAUUUUCCUUUCUGGUGCGAAGGAGGCGUCGACAUGCACGAUCGUCUAGGAUUUCUGGGUCCGGGAAGUCCGAGCUACGAUUACUGACCCGAGAAAGCGAGACAUUCUUGCUGCUCUUGAGCCACCUCAUCCUUCCGCAGCAAAGAGUCUAGUUUGGAGCCGCACCAUUACGAAGAAAUUGGACAAGCCGCAUGUUGAGCUUGUGGAACUGAGAAAUGAAACUCAGGUAUCGCACAUCGUGCCCCUAGGCGUGUUCACUACAAAUGGACAACUUCACGAAACGAAUAUCUUGGCGAUCGCUACGGGCUUUGACUCCUUGACUGAAGGUUUUACGCGGGCCACAAUGGAGGGUAUUAAUGGAGACGAUUUGGAGAAGAAGUAGAGCACCGAUCAAGGUGCUCUUCCUUACCUAGGUCUGGCAGUCGCCACUGUGAGGAUUCCAUCCGCAUGAGUGAAACCUUGGCGUCGCAUUGAGCAGAGGAUCGAGUUUCCAAACAGGCUCUACAAAUAUGGGCCGCAUAGUCCUACAGCUUGCGGCAACGGACCAUCGAUUCUCUAAUUCCAUUGUAAUUGGAUCACAGAAAGGAUGCAGCGAACGCGUGAGCACGGCUGGGCCAAGAUCACCACGAAAAUUCGUAUGCGCAAGACUGGAAGCAGAUUGUGAAUGACUUACACGCUAUGACGGUGCGGCGUAACACUGAUAGUUGGUACAUGGGUGAGUUGUUGAACGGGAUAAAAAAUGUACGCGCAACCGCCUUGUUGGCUGCUUGGUCCCUGGAAACCAACAUCCCUGGAAAGCCACGACAGGCACUGAACCAUGCAGAAGGCUUGCAGCUUUAUGUGAAAACAAUAACGACAGGGACAAGGAGCUGACAGACUUGACAUAUCCUGAAAGAGCCACAAACACCAACACGAGCCUCCAGACAUGUGGUUGAAAAGCGGCUCUUGUGCAACAUCCACACAAAGUCCUUAUCACAUCGCGAUUGUGGCACUCGUGCCCAGUCUGUGCUUCUUAAAGAGUCGUCUGCAUGGAGGACCGAGUCUCAGCUUCGUUGGUCACUUGCUACGUUUGUGCGACUCGAGUCAUGCGUCAAACAUUGCAGGGAGGAAUAGAUUGACUGAAACAGGGGCCGUGGAUGCCUUCUUGGCUUAUGUAAGCGGACCUCUUGCUCCCACCUCACUUGCUUAUUCUGCAAGUUGCCGCUGUGGUUCCGAAGAUAUGCGAGAAGAUGGAUCUCGGUACAAAGAUGUACUGCAGUCUGCCUCACCCUAUAGCGAAAUGCUGUGUGUGGUUGCGAUGAUUGCAACGGCACUGUCGGCACCGGGGAGGAUCCGGAUUCUGAGUUCAAACUGGCAUUGCUGGGCUUUUCAUCCUGGAAGUUUCGCAAGUCAGGUACCUGAAGUCAAGUAUCUCAGAGCAAACAGACAAAAGCUUGACACGGUUUCUCACAACAAGCACACCAGGGUUGAUGACAACCUGGAGGCUGGGAACGAUAUAGAGGACUGGUUGCCGAGGUGUCUCGCUGCAAAAUACCGGAUCUGGGAGAUGCAAUACUGGUCUCAAGCCGUAUAUGCAAGAAGCCACGCGCCAGCGACACGAGAGAUGUCGGACAUCCUAGGCAGAUAUACAGAGUUCUACUCGUGGGGCGCUCCUUCAGAAUCGCUCACCAACGAGGCUUUACAAUGGCGUGUGUCACAGGAGCCAUGACUGGUGAUCUGGCUUCAACUUGCAAACUUGACCUGAGUUGGCCCUCCAAUAAUUGCUGUGAGCACACGGCAUUAAUCUGCCGCGAACGCGCACCCUUGAUGAGGUAACCUCUGUGGCGAGAGGCGGGAAUAAGUAUGUAUGCUGCUGUGCAUCCGUCCUCGCGGGGGAUCUCGCGUGCCUUGGUGUGUGUACAACCUUUGUCGGCGUUUUCGACUUGUUUUCUCUUCUUCUCAUAGCUAGCUUCUUUUGUGUGCUGAUUUCCGGUUCAAAAAUGGGUAUUUUAGAGCUGCUAUUGGCAGCUUCGAAUCUGGUCAAUGGAUUAUCACAAGGAAUGACCAAUGGUGAGUGGUUUGAGCCUGGACUUGUUCUGGACAGAUUUGAGCGGGUCUGGGUACUAAUGAUUCGGUGUAGGUGCGAGCACAUUGGGGACGUUGGAUCAUCGAUAUGGGUCUCCAUUUGGUGAAGGCAAUGUGAGUCGUUUCUUUCGCUGCAGUCAAGCUUGAUUUCCAACAAUUCUGCAGCAAGGCCAAUUUGGACAGAAUGGUCCUGGGGUACCAUUUGGCGGACAACAACAAGGCGGAAAUUACGGACCCCUAAGCGGCUCUGGUCAAUCCAAUCGUCCACCUCAAUUCGGCCCUCCAAGAAAUUCUGGUGGGCCGGGAAAUCGACCGUUUCAACCGAGCCAGCCUUCACAGCCAGAUCGACCUGUACAACCAUUCCAGCCAGGUAAUUCAGGCGGAUACCCAAACGUAGCAAGCCCAAUCCAAGCUUCCGCCGAUCGAAACAAUCCUCCUCAGAUGCCAGAUACUGGCGUGACCAGGAAGUACUACUGGGAGAUCUCGCGAGGUGUACUUGCGCCUGAUGGCGUUCAGAAAGAAGGAAUCUUUGUCAACGGGCAAUACCCUGGACCUCCACUUGAGGCGAACUGGGGUGAUUGGUUCGAGGUCACAGUUCACAAUAAUAUUACGGGACCUGAGGAGGGAACCACGGUGCACUGGCAUGGGUUGAAUCAGAGGGAGACUCCUUGGUUCGAUGGCGUCCCUUCGGUCUCCCAGUGCCCAAUAGCUCCUGGAUCGACCUUCACAUAUACUUUCAGGGCUGACUCGGCUGGAGCGAGUUGGUAGUAAGUCAAGCCUGCUGAAAGCGGAAAGAAAUACUUUGCUGACGGGGCUUGUAGCCACGCACAUUACUCUGCUCAGUACGUAGCCGGCGUAAAGGGGCCCAUGGUGAUAUAUGGUCCCUCUCAAGUCCCCUACGACAUUGAUGUGGGACCCGUCAUGGUGGUGAGUACGCGAAAAUGAUGUGCGAGGACUUCAAUUCCUAACCCACUUCAGUCUGACUAUUACCACGCGCCAUACCUCAGCCUGGUUGCCGAAACUGUUGGGACACCAUCCUCGCCGCAAUCAGACAACAAUCUGAUCAACGGAAAGAUGUUCUUCGAUUGCUCGAAAGCCCAAGGUGCUCCCUGUACACCCAACGCCGGGGUAUCAAAAUUCAGGUUCCAGUCCGGAAAGCGCAUGUUGCUACGGUUGAUCAAUUCUGGAGCCGCAGGAGUGCAGCAUUUCACGAUCGAUCAGCACAAAAUGACGAUCAUUCAGAAUGAUUUCGUUGAUGUUGUCCCCUACGAGGUCGACUCGGUAACACUGGGCGUGGGACAAAGAACCGAAAUCAUCGUCGAGGCGACUGGCAGCCCUACCGAUGCGGUGUGGAUGCGAAGCGAUCUCGUACCAGGGGUAUGCGGCAUGACGAAUCAGCCUCAUGCGCUGGCAGCAAUUUACUACGAGGACGCCGAUACCUCAGUCACGCCUCAGUCGACGGCGACGCAGUACACCGCGCUUUGCCAGAACGAUGCUCUGUCGCUGACCGAGCCUUUCUACCCUAUGACUCCACCCCCUCAGCCAGCGAUAACUACUCACAUCGAUAUGACGUUCGGACCGAACGCUACUGGGUCAUUUGUCUGGAUGAUGAACAAUUCCUCCUUCAGAGGCGACUUCAAGUAAGACCACCGGAUUCAUCAAUGUCGAGAUUUUACUGAAAACUUCAUUUCUAGUCAACCGACACUCCUCCUCGCCAAUCAGGGCAACACAUCCUUCCCCACAGAGUGGAAUGUCUACGACUACCACCAGGCGACUUCCAUCCGACUCAUCCUCACCACCCUCGCACCCUUACCUCACCCGAUGCAUCUGCACGGACAUAACAUGUGGGUGCUCGCGCAAGGUUUUGGUCAAUGGGACGGCACGAUCGUUCGCCCGGAAAAUCCUCAGCGACGAGACGUACAAAUCAUGCAACCUGGAAACCCGGAGCAAGGGCUAGCUGGCCAGUCGUAUUUAGUGAUAGAGUUCUUGGCGGACAAUCCGGGAGUCUGGCCGAUGCAUUGCCAUAAUGCGUGGCAUUUGAGUGGAGGCAUGUAUGUCAAUAUCUUGGUAAGUCUCAUCUUCGAACAUUGUUUGGGUGAUGACGUGAUGCUGAUUCUAGAUAGGAGCGUCCGGACCUCAUUAAGAGAGAUAUGGAGAUCCCGGAGAUCAUGGCGCAGACUUGCCGAGAGUGGUGGGCCUACACAGGUCACAAUGUUGUGGACCAGAUUGAUGCUGGAGUGUGA